CAAUAUUAGCUGACCCGGUUCAAUAUAAUUAUGAUCCAGUUGCUUUAAAAGAACGCAUAACUGAAUAUCCGAUUCAUCCGCUAAUAUUGGCCCGAAACUCACCGCUCAAUAUGACUGGCCAACCAAUCAGCGAUGCGGAGUUAGGCUCGGUGUUUGAGGCGGCCAAAUGGGCGCCGUCGGCCUACAAUGUCCAGCCGUGGCGUUUUGUUUACGCCAAACGCAAUACCAGUCGAUUUGAUGACUUACUCCGACUACUGGUGCCCGCCAAUAGCGUAUGGUGCAGACAGGCCAGCGUACUGGUCAUUGUAUUUGCGGCCAACUAUUACCAGUACAAGGGUCGAACUCAGGUCCAGAAACUCAAUGUGUUUGAAUCGGGUAUGGCAUGUAUGUCGAUGUUGUUGGAAGCCUCGGGUCGCGGACUGCUGGCUCAUCCGAUGUCCGGUUUCGAUGUCGACAAAACCUACCGGCUAUUGAAUGUGACCCGAAAAUCGCAUACAGUAUUGGCAUUUGUAGCCAUUGGCCGACGUGCCGAUACCGAGCACCGACCGUACGAAUUGAUUAGCCAACGACACCGGCAAAACGUGUUUGUCUUUAGGGAUAGGUUUGUCAAUACAGAUCCUACCGAUGCUGAUGUUAAACAAAGUUAAAGUUAAAUAAAUAAAAUUGUAACAAUAAUUGCUAUUACUGUGGCAAAUAUAUUUCGAGACAAAUUGUAAUAUGAAAACUUAAUAGAUUUUUCUGCAUUCGGUUU
Molecule: messenger RNA, 751 nt
Organism: Oppia nitens
Lineage: Eukaryota; Metazoa; Arthropoda; Arachnida; Sarcoptiformes; Oppiidae
Product: putative NADH dehydrogenase/NAD(P)H nitroreductase Pnuc_0932
Exons: 2
Coding region: 111-647 (178 amino acids)
Molecular function (GO): oxidoreductase activity
Source: RefSeq, a predicted model, not a curated record